AUGGUAAAUGCGCCAUGGUUUAUACGUAACAGUGACAUCCACAGGGUCUUAGGAAUUCCUUUGAUUGUAGAUGAAAUUGCGAGUUAUGCUACAAAGCAAAGGGCUCGUCUAGAACAGCAUGUAAAUAUAGAAGGAGCACGGCUGCUAGACAAUGGCAUUAUGACAGAAAGAUUUGACCGAACAAGACCUUUCAAUUUAACACAAAGUACCAAUUUCCUUAUGGAAGUAUUUUGUCAGAAUAAUAAUGGAAACUGUGAAAAUGUAUCGAUUACUACAAUUAGUGGCGAAACUGUUAAUAAAACUGGAAUUAUUUGCUCUGGAGAUCUAAUUUUUGAAGAUAAUUUCGAUACAUUGGAUUUUUCAAAAUGGCAACAUGAAAAUACAUUAGCUGGAGGUGGGAAUUGGGAAUUUCAAUGGUAUACAAAUAAUCGUUCAAAUAGUUUUGUUAAAAAUGGAAAUUUACAUAUUCGGCCAACAUUAACAUCAGAUAUUUUUGGAGAGGAAUUUUUGAUGAGUGGAACUAUUAAUAUUUUAGGAGGAUCACCAGCCGACGAAUGUACAAAUCCUUCGUAUUGGGGUUGUGAAAGAAAUGGAACGCCAUUAACUGUAAUAAAUCCAGUUCGAAGUGCACGUUUGCGUAGCGUAAAAUCAUUUAGUUUUAAGUAUGGAAAAGUUGAAGUAAGAGCUAAAUUACCCUCUGGUGACUGGUUAUGGCCUGCAAUAUGGCUUUUACCAAAACAUAAUACUUACGGAUCGUGGCCAUGUUCCGGUGAAAUUGACAUAAUCGAAUCAAGAGGAAAUUUAAAUCUUUUCAAAAAUGGUGUAAAUAUUGGUGCUGAACAAGUUAGUUCAACUUUACAUUUUGGACCAUAUCCUUAUGUAAAUGCAUACAAAACAACACAUUUUACAAAAAAUUCACCACAAGGAUUAGGCUUCGAUAAAAAUUUUCAUAAGUAUCAAAUGGAAUGGACUUCAGAAUUUAUAAAAUUUAGCAUUGAUGAUAUUGAAACAGGUAAAGUUAAUACUGAUCGAGGAUUUUGGAAUCGAGGUCGUUUUGGUGAAGACUAUAAUUUAGAUAAUCCAUGGCAGUAUGGUAGUGAAAUGGCACCAUUUGAUCAUGAGUUUUAUUUAAUAAUUAGUUUGGCAGUUGGUGGAAUAACGUAUUUCCCUGACGAUGCUGAAAGUACUACUGGAAAACCGUGGAUAAAUAAUUCGCCAACGGCAAUGGCAGAAUUUUGGCGUGCCAAAAAUUUAUGGUUACCAACAUGGAAUAUUCAUAAUAAAAAUUAUACAAAUUCUUCAUUGUUAAUAGAUUAUAUUAGAGUGUAUGCUAUAUAA
Messenger RNA from Condylostylus longicornis, 1338 nucleotides. Its product is annotated as beta-1,3-glucan-binding protein-like. Gene Ontology annotation, molecular function: hydrolase activity, hydrolyzing O-glycosyl compounds. Gene Ontology annotation, biological process: carbohydrate metabolic process. The record is from RefSeq and is a predicted model, not a curated record. Bases 1 to 1338 code for a protein of 445 amino acids. The transcript has 7 exons. Lineage: Eukaryota; Metazoa; Arthropoda; Insecta; Diptera; Dolichopodidae.